Drosophila hydei is the source of this 2252-nucleotide messenger RNA. RefSeq lists its product as uncharacterized. The transcript has 8 exons. The record is from RefSeq and is a predicted model, not a curated record. Lineage: Eukaryota; Metazoa; Arthropoda; Insecta; Diptera; Drosophilidae. Bases 221 to 1951 code for a protein of 576 amino acids.
UGCGUGUGUGUGUAUAGCAAAAGCAGAAGCAAAGCUUUGCAAUACCGUGUGCAAAUACAAAUACCGCUAGAUAACGGAACAAACAAAACACUGUGCGAGACAAACGAUGCGCGCUCAAAAAAUUGCCAACACCAAAUUGUAGCAAAGCGAUUGUGAACCUUUAGCAGGCCAUACAGCUUAAGAGCUAAAUUAUCGAAGAAUAAGUGCAAGAAAACACAGAAUGCGACGGCACCCAGGACUGGCGCUUACUGAAGUGCUGCUGGUGCUGGUGCUGCAGCUGCAGUACGUCGUGCAGCUGAGGGCUGAGAUUGCGCAUAUGCCGCUGGCCAGCAAUCGCAUCAGCCAGGACUCGUAUGUCUCGCCGUCGUCGAGCUGCCCGCAGCGACUGGCCUACGAGAAGAUGCUGAGCGUCAUCGACGACGUCGAGGAUCUAUAUGUGGAUGUGCCGAUACACAUUGCACUCGAGCAGCGCCAGAAAAAGCGAUUUGUGCUGCAACUAAACAACUCAACGCCGCUGACGAUUCUCUUCUCAAUGCCCGUGGCACGUCAGCUGUACUACAAUCAGACAGCAAACGUGCUGCGCCUCGCCGCGCCCGCCAAGGGCCCCAACAUGGGCCGACUGGUCCUGCCCUGUGCCCUGCGCGGCCAAUACGAUCUCUUCGUACAGGCCCGUCAGGCAGGCGCCCUCAAGCUGGAGGCUCAAGCCAAGCAUCCGCAUCAGUCGUGGCCCCUGCUCAAUCACACACAUCGCAUCGCCAUCCGCACCCAGAAUCGUGUGCGCAAGCGUCAGCUGAUCGUCAAAUGGGAGCGCAGCAAAUUUGAUUACCAUGCCAUGCACUACUGUCUGGUGAUUCAGCGUGUUGAGAGCGCCGAGACGUCGAGCCAGGACUUCGGCAGCUUCUGUGAGGCCGUCUACGUCUACACGAGGCAGCAGCAGGAGCAUUGGCGUGCCUCUGCCGGGCCUUGCUCUGGCGCCAGUAAUGCAUUGGAUCUGGUCUGGUCACGGUCACCGAAGCGAGCGCGUCAUCUGAAUCCGCAGCACAGGCUGCACAUCGUCUGCACUGGAGCCCGGACGCAGCAGCAGCUGCGCGGGCUGCAGCCAAACAGCAGCUAUAGGCUGCAGCUGUUCGGCGUGCACCAGCGGCUGCAGAACCUGACGCUGGGCCUGGCUAGCAGCCAGGUGCACUUCAAUCGCACCCAUCCAACGGCACUGCGGCAGCAGGCACUGGCGCUGCUCAAGAUUGGCGGACUGCAUGGCGUCCAGGUGUAUAGCUUCAAGGUGCCAGCGACGACGCCUCCGCCCAGCUUCAUGCGCUACCUGCUGUUGCCGUGCGCCGGCAGCGAGAUACGUGUGAAGCUGCUGCGCCAGCAUCGACAGGUGGCCAACGUGGGAAACAUCUACUCGCCCACUUACAUCAAGCUGGAGGGCGUGCUGCCCGGCGAGCGGUACCUGAUGCGCUUCCAGCCCAGCAACGAGGACGAGGCGCUGCGGGCUCAAAAAGUUCGCCUGGCCCUCAGCAGUGAACGCCUCUUCCGUGAUCUGCCGGAGCUGCCAGAUAACAUAACGGUCUUCGAUGUUCGAACGCGCUGCACCAGCGCAACAAUUGCAUGGCACGAAUCUCCAGACGAGCGCGCCUUGAGCUACUGCGUGAUUGUCUUUAGCCUACCGCAGCGCAGCGGGGACUUCACAAACUAUUGCAUGGACUUCGGAGCGUUGCGGAUAACGCAGCAUAAGAACUUCAAGUACAUACGCUGCCGCGAGAAGCGACCUAGCAAUGAGGACAAGUUGGAGACCGAGACCAUACUCAGUCUGACGCCCGGCGACAGCUACUUGAUCUACGUGACCGCCAAUCUAAGCAUGGGCAAGCCGCUGCCCUACCAGACGCUAACUGUGCACAUGGGCAGCCAGUGCUUGGAGCUCGACUCCCAGGAGCAGCCAGAGUAUGACUAGUGGAAUAUGUGCUUGACUAAGGGCCUUCUGUGCGCAUGCGCAACGGGCCUACCGCUAUGAAGAAAACAAAUAUGAAAAACUAUCCGUCGUUGUAAAGCUACCUAAUCAACUAAACUAAACUAAACUAAACUAUGCAAUACCAUAUUAUACUAUAACUAUGCGGGUUUUUGCGAUAAGCUUAAAAGACUAUAAUUUAGGCAAACAUACCACGAGUGUGUGUGCGUGUGUGAGUGUGCGUAUCUGUGGAUGCGUUUGUGAGAACAAAUUCGAACUUUUUUCUUUAAUUUCUCCUUUAGUAACC